CAGCUGAUCUCUCCCUCAGUGUGGAUUUUGAACGCUUCUUUCCGCGAUCGGAGCGCUUCGAAUGAAAGUUGGAGCAACGGAAAAUUAGGUCUUUGAAUUACCGACGAUGCGAAUAAAGAUCCUCCCUGGAAUAGGGGCAGCACGGAGGAAAUAAAAGCAUUGUGUUUCUUUGAAAAUCGAUAUCCACUGAAAAAAAAGACGAAGAAAAAUUAAAAAUUUGUGAUCGAGUAUCCACGAGCCAGAAUGUUCCCUCUUACUCGCAUACUCUGUCCUACAGUACUCCAUGAGCAUUCUACUUGAUAUCAGAUUUGUGCUCCGAGACGGAAUCGGCUCGUGUACUUUAUUCUUUAAUCAUAACGGGAUCACUUGAUGCAUUCGAAAAUUCAUUUCCAUCGUCAAGUGUCCCGAAGAGUAUCCGAGGAGCAUUCCACAGGCAGAUUCCGCGCGGUGAGGUUGGCAGCGCCGAACAUGUAGGCGUGACGCGCGGAACGCCGCGAACCGGACCGAGCCGAACGUGCGGUGCGAAGCGAAACGUGAGGCUGCUCCGCGUUGUCUCGCAGAUAUCGAUUGGUCCCGGCGUGGGCUCCGCGCGCGUCAUGCGGCGAUCAUGAGCGGCGUGCCCCCGCGCGACGACGACGACGACGACGACGAAGCCCGGACCGCGAACGCGCCGCGGUCAAUCUAGCGCGAAGGUUUGUCAAUCUUGUUGCUUUAGAGUAUCACUGCAUUCUUUCAAUCAUAAUGGACCAUACAAUGAGUACAAGCGAAUAUAUGAAUAUGGACAUCGUAAGGCAGUCACGUCGUGCCUGUGGUUCCUUUUUUCAGGGGGUGAUGUGGGAAUACCAAAAAUUCUGGCUACUAUAGGCUUACCAAUCUAGUACAGCUAAAACAGAUAAUAAUCUGACAUGGACUCCCCGCCGUCAUGUUCACUAAGCGCUGGGCCUCUCAGUGAUCUUGGUAGCAGUGGUUUGGGGGGUUCAAUUUCCAGUGAUUCUGUUCGGGCACAUCUUGCGAUGGAGAUGCAGGAGAGUGACAUAGAGAGCAAGUCCCUAUCGCAAGAUUCGUUUGAUUAUUCGGACGGCAUGUGCGGCGAGAACUUCAACACCCUGAAGAAGGGCCCGGGUUGGGGCGACGCGGAUAGUAAGCUGGAAGUUGAAGUGGUCGAUGUGGCGAUAAAGCCGCCACCGGAAUUUCAGGACAGUCCAUCGCCACCGGACUCGGAAUCCUCGUCGGCACCGAUCCUGAGCUACGCGCGACUGAUGAGACGCAGAACGCCACGCUGGAUGGACGACUACGCCGAUAAUCUGGUACACAUGGUGGUGGAAGAGGCACUGGCAAUUUCCUGCCGCAUCUCCUGGCCCGAGGGAAGGAUUGCGCCUGCUGUGAAUCGAAUUCCGGUGGUAACCCGGGCCCAGCAAACCAAUCCUAAACGCAUGUGGGACCUAAUGACGCCACCAGUGUGCCAGGGCGCCGCUACCAUCACCAUCACCCCAUAUAAUACGCUGAACCGGCCGAAUUCGCGUUGCUCGCUGGCCUCCUCCCGGUUGUCCAGCUCGCACAACUCUAUCAAUACUACCGGACUCGGUCACAAGGCCGACGACAGCAGUUUUAUUACGUCCGCGAUGUCGCAUGAUGUACUGACCACCAGUGAGAUCAGCGACAUGUACAACGUCCCGUUCGAUUCGGAUAUCUACACGGUACCGAUCGACGUGGUGCGACCACUGCACGAUCUGCGGACGCCACAGCGACCGAAACGGCAUCGGCAUCACCGCAAGAGGCGGCGGAACGUUUCCGCGAGUUCGCAGAGCGAGUUGGAGGCGCAUAUCCAGCAAGCGCGCCACUACUGCGGCAAAUCACGUGCCAUCACGCACGUCAUCAAGUCGCAGCGCUUGUUGGCUGACGUGUGUUGUAACGAGGGUAAUCCUGGUGUUAGUGGCGGCGCCGGUAGCGGCAGCGGUGGCGGCAGUGCUGGUGGUAAUGGUGGUAAUGGUGGUAAUGGUGGUGGUGGCAAACGACACAGCGUACCGGGUACUUCCGGUCGGCAUGGUGUCAGAACAUCGAAUGGACACGCGCACAAUAUCGGCGAGCCGAUCCACAUGACGUUACACGAGGUGCGACAGUACCUGCAGACGCUCUAUUCGAGCUCCAGUGACUCCAGUGAAAAGAUCAAGCGAGACAAGGCGCCGCUGCUAGGCCACACUCCCGUGCACCUCGCCGCGACGCCUAAGCCCCUCAGUGUAAAUAACAAUAAUAGGUAUAACAGUAACGCACAUACGGACUCGUCCACGGACACGCCAGUGUCCAACAAGAGCACCAGCAACGGGCUGAUGAUCCAUCAUCAUCACCACCACAACAACAAUAAUAAUAAUAAUAACAAUCACAAUAACAACAAUGCGAAAAAGCACAAGCGGAACGCGUUCGUUGGUAUCAGACACAAAAAGGCGCGCGACGAAUCGCACAAGGACAAGAGUGAGUCUGAACGAGAGAAGAUGAAGAAGAGCCAGCGUAACUUCUCGUUGAAUCUCAAGCAAACGCUCUGCAAUAUCUUUCGAUUCCGGCGGCUCGGCUCUCCGGAGAGAGACUUCGUGGAGAAACGGAACAGUAUUGUGCAGGGAGAGAUCGUUGAGGAAGAGGAGGGCGUCGACUCCGACCAGCACGCGAACAACAACAAUACCGCUCCGUCCGAGACGGAGCCGUCCGCACAGAAGCUGCCGUUCUUCAAGCGCGCCUUACCUCCGCUGCCCAAGAGCAACGGCCAAGUGAGCGUGGAGCAAGCGGAGGAGGCUCUUACGGCGAUGGCGCCCAAGUGCGAGUCUCCGCCCUCGCAGGUUCAGCAGCAAGUUCCGCCGACCGCCGCGCGAGUCGAGGAGGACGUCGUGGAGGACACGAGCAUGGACUUUGCCGCCAGCAUCGAGAAAGUGAAAGAUUAUGGAUGGUACUGGGGACCUAUAUCUGGAGAAGCGGCGGAGAAGAUACUAUCCAAUGAACCGGAUGGCUCGUUCAUCGUGCGGGACAGUAGUGACGAUCAUUACAUCUUCUCUUUGUCGUUUAGACUUAACAGUUGCGUGCGACACGUAAGGAUAGAACAUGAUCAGGGUAACUUCAGCUUCGGCAGCUGCACGAAGUUCAAAUCGCACACCAUUGUUGACUUCAUCGAGAACGCGGUCGAACAUUCGCGAAGUGGUCGCUACCUCUUCUUUCUGCACCGACGACCGGUUCUAGGACCGAUGCGAGUGCAGUUGCUGCAUCCGGUGUCGCGAUUCAAACAGGUCCAGAGCCUGCAACACACUUGCAGAUUCGUCAUCCUUAAGAUGGUGCGCAGGGACCUGAUCCCGACCCUGCCGCUACCUCGCCGGCUAAUCGAUUAUCUCAGCACGCCCCAUUACUACAGCGAGCAAUUGGCAGCCGAGCAGGAUGACCGGGCCGAGUCACCUGUCAGUUCGUCGACUGGCGAAUUGGAAAAGAUCUGCUUCACACCGCAGGGCCUGUCGUGAGGUACAGCCGUGUGACUUUUUCUUCCUCUGCUCCGCUCUCUGUGCAAAGACAUUCGCGCCGAACGUCGUCUCUGACGUUAACGCAUAAAAUUUAAUUCGCGAUUCCAUUGAAUUUUCACGAAUGUGUAAAAAUUUACAUCGCCGCUUCAUUCAAUUUCUGCUGACGCCCGAAACUUUCGUAGAUCGCUCAGUUAGGUUUUCGCUGACGUAGAAUUUAAUACGUGACCCGUAUUAAUACGUUACUGACGUAUGCUAAUUUCACUCGUCAUUUAAUUAAUGUUUUCUUUAUAUCUAAAAAUUUAUUAUAUUUUUACUCGACUGGAUUUAUUGACGGGUAAGAAUUUAAUUCGCUGUUAAAUUAAACUGCAAUUAACAUAGAGGAAUUUAAUUGAUGAUUUAAUUAAAUUCUUGUUAAUGUACAGAAAUUUAUUUGAUUAUUGAAUUUUCGUGAAAUUUAAUGCUUGAUUUAAUUAGAUUUUUGUUAUCGUCGACGUGACGACGUGACAUAAGAUUAACGAUUUUGCGCCUGUGAUUUUGGUUUCGACGAUUUGCGGCGUAUCGAUUCGUAAAGUGAGUAAUGUGAUCAAACUUGAAAGUAGAGGAAUGUAGAGGAAUUUCCCUAUGCACCAUAUAUUUAGAGUUGCAAGUUAUGGUCGUCGCAAAUUACCUGAUUUAAUUAUCGAGUAAAAGAGAAUCGAGUUUAUUCCGUUUCCACAAAAGCUACGAUAUUUACUGCGAUGUUUUCUGCAUGUGUGUUAAUAUGAUACAUUUUAUAAUUAACUCGCGUUUCUUUUCUAUGCGAGUACGCGAAAACGCAAUUCUUUACAACUCGCAUCGCAGCUUAAAAAUGGUUAUAAAAUUGCUUGCGGAACGGUGAUUAAACAAAGUGACUAAUUCAGAAGAAAAUUGUGACUAAACCAUUUCUUGAUUUUUUAUCGCGUCUUUGUAUAGCACUUUCAGUUUAGUUGAUUUCGGUCGACUGUAACGAAUGACAAAAUUAUAUGUGACAUAAGCAACGCACAAUUAUCCGUUUAUACGUAUAUAUAAGUACAUAUAUAAAUAUAUAUAGAUCUAGAGAGAGAGACACACAUAGUGGUCGAAUAAAAACUCUUCUUUGUGUGCCAUACUCGCAUUCUUUGUUAAAGCUUGGGCAAAUUAAUGUUGGAGUUUCGAGUUUUGAACUUUGAAAAUUUUAUUCAGUGUCUAUUCGUUGCAGCCGAGCUUCCGAUUAAAAGCGAUAAUAGACAUAGAGCGUCCAUAUAAUCCAGAAUGUAUUUCGAGUCCAUUUAGUUAAAUCAGACUGACUACUCGAAGAUCAACUCGACAAACUGAUCAGAACAUGGGAAUGAAUGACAUAUUGCCCUUUUUCAAAUUUUCUUUUACGAAUCGAUUACGCAAAACCAAUGAAAGUUAUCUCGAUCAUAAAAGCACUUACAAGUAUAUAACCAAUGGAAAUUCUGGCAAUAUAUAAAGGGUAGCUAAAGUCGCGAUGCGCAAUUUGAGCGUUGCACGAUUUCUCGUUCAUUUGAGUAAUCAAUUUAAGAUCAAUUAAUGUGACUUUAGUUGAUGGAAAAACUCGAGCAAGGCAUUGAUGAUUGCUAUGCAAUGUGCUAUGCAAAAUUACUGUAGCCUUCAGUUUCGUACAUUGCGAAAUUAGGAUAAUCGUGCGUUUAUUUUUGUGCUCGAACAAGCUUUGAGGCACAACGUCGUGCAAUAACACACAUCGAAAUUAAUCGGAGAUUAUAGGAGACACCGUAAUUCUAUUUAUGUUGUAUUCUUCUUAAGUUUCCGUUUUUUCAAUUGUACAUACACAUAUUAUUUCAAUUGUUAUUUAUGCUCUUACGAGUUAUAAGAAACCGAUGGAAUUUCCAGAUUUGUUCCAAGUAGAGACUUAUUCCGACCAAUUUUCAUCUUUCGAUGUUGCCUAGAGCUUAACAACGUGGCAUUAGUAUCGCAAUAGACCUUUCGAAGGAGGGAAACUUCCUGUUGCAACUUGUAGCCGAAUAUCCGUACGUAGUACUCCCUGUUUUCGUUCGUUCACCGUUAUCGAGGAGUGGUUCAUUAACUGAUUUAUUACUUCGAGAUAAACGUGAGAUUAGGAUUGUCCAGAAAGUGUCGCUUGAAAUUCCAGUUUUGCGCUUUGGCAAAUUCACACGUACACAUACACACGUACACACAUGCGUGCGCGCGCAGCAGACAAAUUUUGUACCCAGUAUCCACCAGGUAGAUUUUGCAAUACGAUUACUAUUAAUAUUAACGAGAUCGUCCAGAGGACUAUGCGAGUCCUGCGUGGGGUUCGCGAGGCAUGUGCGUAUAGUUAACAAUUAAUAACGGCACCACAGAGUACCUCAUAGUCACAGAGGGAGGUAUACGUAUAUAGAGCAGAAUUAGUAAGAUUUUAUAACGAGCGUACUUACGUCGGCAUAAGUUGCACACAUAGCCAUACAGACAAAACACACACACACACACAUACGCAACAUACGAAUGUGUGUCCUCGCCUGCGAGGAAAUUCUAGUUGUUAAGGGAGCGUGAGUCUUAUUUGAUAAGAUUACGUUUUAAGGGUCAGUUGCAUUAACAGGCUUGGUUAAUUGACGCGAUAGCAAGCGAUAAUUCUAGCUAGUAGGAAUACAAAAGGAGAAACCUUCCGGUUAUAUAACCGCGUUAAUCUUAGUUGAUUAAUUUUAGUUAAGUAGUAAAACUUAAUCGAUUUAAAUUAUAUUUAAAUUAUAUCCUUUAUCACACGUUUCUCAGUUAACUCCUAGGUUCAAUCCAAGUUAACUAAAGAAUCGAGUUAAUUUAAUCUCGAGAUGGGUCUGAAUUUGAUCCAUGUUAACUUCAGUCAAACAUGCUUAGUGCUGACGUUAGUGCAAUCGUCCCUGAAGUUUAGUUAUACCUUAAUUAAUUCUCCGUAGAUCGUAGUUCUAGCCAAUAAUAUAUAGAUAAGAAUGAAAGUUUAUUUAAUCGCAGAUAGUGCUAAUCGACACGUUUCCGUUUAGCCACGUUGGUGCAACCGGCUCUAAAAUAAAUGUAAGAAAAAAAAAACGCAGCGUUCUGCGCCAAGCGGGAGCCCUCCACGACUGCAACGUGUCGAAGCUAGAUGAAAUAGCCGUUAUCAAAUAAGAAUGACAAAAUGACAUUUUUUAAGACGAACAACCGAGAUUAGAGGAGAUUAGAGGGUAAUGAGACUCGAGUGGUCGUUUAGCGCUAAAUGCGACACGUUCGCAGCCCGUGGCUCGUCCAAGUAGCUCAAGCCCCCGUCUCCGAUUGUCGAUUGCGUGAUUAGGCGACGGGAAGUGUACGUGUCAAACGUUUUUUGUAUAUUUGUAAAACUUUCGAUAUCGGCGGGAUUCGUCGCCGCGACGAGCGAUUGCUUUUGAAUGUACACUUCUUCUAGCGAAAUGUGAUAUUACUGAUAAACGGGCGAUACUUUGCGUCGAGCGAAACGCUGGGAACGUUAGGCGAAUCGAACAUUCAUAUACAGGCUCUCCCGGCAUCGUCGUGUACUUUGCUCUCGGUUUUCCGGCUAACGCGCAUUUCUCAAGCGUGACACCCGCGGGGUAUACCCUGUAAGCGAAACGAAGCUUCCAAGCCCUGGUUGUGAAAAACGCGGUAAAUUCGUUCGGAGGUCCGAUCAAGUUCCGAUUUGAGAUUUGAUUUUGAUCGGUGGUACAAUCGCUUGGCACAGAAUGUAGAAUGCAUCCUCUCUCCUAUGCCAAAGUAUGCAGCUGUAUCCAGAGUACAACAUCUGCGUAUCUUCGUUUCGCAUUAAAUGUACGUAACUUUACGUAGAAAGUUUUUUCUUCGCAACUAUUUAUUAUAUUGUUAACUCCGGAUAUCCGCAGGACUUGGCGUAUUAUUGAAUUGUCACACGAGUAUGAAAGGAUGGAUUAUCGAUUAAAGAAACAUACGAGAUGUUGUACUUUAGCCGCACAAAACAGAUAACAUUAUUAUUUACGUAUAAUUGCCGAAUGCUAGUCACAAAUACUGCAUUUUUUCAGUUGGAGAUUUCAGUAUUGUUUAUUAAUAAAAUACCAAUACCAAUUUAC
Messenger RNA from Ooceraea biroi (clonal raider ant), 7540 nucleotides. RefSeq names its product Suppressor of Cytokine Signaling at 16D. Gene Ontology annotation, biological process: intracellular signal transduction; phosphatidylinositol phosphate biosynthetic process. The record is from RefSeq and is a predicted model, not a curated record. Gene Ontology annotation, molecular function: 1-phosphatidylinositol-3-kinase regulator activity. Lineage: Eukaryota; Metazoa; Arthropoda; Insecta; Hymenoptera; Formicidae. Gene Ontology annotation, cellular component: phosphatidylinositol 3-kinase complex.